ACACACACAUACACACGCGCGCGCACAGAGACCCAACAGAGCGCACAGCGAGCCGGAGGGAGGAAGCAACAUUCGCCGGCAGCCGAUGUGAAGACCGGACUCCGUGCGCUCCUCGCCGCCUCUGCCCCGGCCACAUCGAUGUUGUGUCCGCCGCCCGCUCGCCCGGAUCACGAUGAACGCACAGCUGACCAUGGAGGCGAUCGGCGAGCUGCACGGGGUGAGCCAUGAGCCGGUGCCCGCCCCGGCCGACCUGCUGGGCGGCAGCCCCCACGCGCGCAGCUCCGUGGCACACCGCGGCAGCCACCUGCCCCCCGCUCACCCGCGCUCCAUGGGCAUGGCGUCCCUGCUGGACGGCGGCGGAGGCGGCGGUGGCGGCGGCGACUACCACCACCACCACCGGGCCCCCGAGCACAGCCUGGCCGGCCCCCUGCACCCCACCAUGACCAUGGCCUGCGAGACUCCCCCAGGUAUGAGCAUGCCCACCACCUACACCACCUUAACACCUCUGCAGCCGCUGCCGCCCAUCUCCACCGUGUCGGACAAGUUCCCCCACCAUCACCACCACCACCACCAUCACCACCACCACCCGCACCACCACCAGCGCCUAGCAGGCAACGUGAGCGGUAGCUUCACGCUCAUGCGGGACGAGCGGGGGCUGGCCUCCAUGAAUAACCUCUACACCCCCUACCACAAGGACGUGGCCAGCAUGGGCCAGAGCCUCUCGCCCCUCUCCGGCUCCGGUCUGGGCGGCAUCCACAACUCCCAGCAAGGGCUCCCCCACUACGCCCACCCUGGCGCUGCCAUGCCCGCCGACAAGAUGCUCACCCCCAACGGUUUCGAAGCCCACCACCCGGCCAUGCUCGGUCGCCACGGGGAGCAACACCUCACACCCACCUCGGCCGGCAUGGUGCCCAUCAACGGCCUUCCUCCGCACCACCCCCACGCCCACCUGAACGCCCAGAGCCACGGGCAGCUCCUGGGCACGGCCCGGGAGCCCAACCCUUCGGUGACUGGCGCGCAGGUCAGCAAUGGAAAUAAUUCAGGGCAGAUGGAAGAGAUCAAUACCAAAGAGGUGGCGCAGCGUAUCACCACCGAGCUCAAGCGCUACAGCAUCCCACAGGCCAUCUUCGCGCAGAGGGUGCUCUGCCGCUCCCAGGGGACCCUCUCGGACCUGCUGCGCAACCCCAAACCCUGGAGCAAACUCAAGUCCGGCCGGGAGACCUUCCGGAGGAUGUGGAAAUGGCUGCAGGAGCCGGAGUUCCAGCGCAUGUCUGCACUCCGCCUAGCAGCCUGCAAAAGGAAAGAGCAAGAACACGGAAAGGACAGAGGCAACACCCCCAAGAAGCCCAGGUUGGUCUUCACAGAUGUCCAGCGUCGAACUCUCCACGCAAUAUUCAAGGAAAACAAGCGUCCAUCCAAAGAACUGCAGAUCACCAUUUCCCAGCAGCUGGGGUUGGAGCUGAGCACCGUGAGCAACUUCUUCAUGAAUGCGAGGAGGAGGAGUCUGGACAAGUGGCAGGACGAGGGCAGCUCUAAUUCAGGCAACUCAUCUUCUUCAUCAAGCACUUGUACCAAAGCAUGAAGGAAGAACCACAAACUAAAACCUCGGUGGAAAAGCUUUAA
Ochotona curzoniae (black-lipped pika) is the source of this 1623-nucleotide messenger RNA. It is a transcript of the gene ONECUT1, whose product is annotated as one cut homeobox 1. NCBI's taxonomy places the organism in Eukaryota, Metazoa, Chordata, Mammalia, Lagomorpha, Ochotonidae. The record is from RefSeq and is a predicted model, not a curated record. The transcript is spliced from 2 exons. Gene Ontology annotation, cellular component: nucleus. Bases 173 to 1582 code for a protein of 469 amino acids. Gene Ontology annotation, biological process: regulation of transcription by RNA polymerase II. Gene Ontology annotation, molecular function: RNA polymerase II cis-regulatory region sequence-specific DNA binding; DNA-binding transcription factor activity, RNA polymerase II-specific.